Messenger RNA from Pocillopora verrucosa, 730 nucleotides. Lineage: Eukaryota; Metazoa; Cnidaria; Anthozoa; Scleractinia; Pocilloporidae. The record is from RefSeq and is a predicted model, not a curated record.
AUGCCAGACUACCGCAUAAAUGGUGAGAUGAAAAAAGUCAAAAAAAAAUUCUGGAUCGCACUUUCGUGUACAUUGCUGACGAGCUCUGCCGCAAAACUAGAAGCAAAUGCAAUAACUAGAGUAGGUUACAGGUUAUUUGCAGUUAAGAAUAAUGACACGUGUUCAGCAGAUGCUACUGCAGCGCAGAAAGCUAAAAAACUUAAGGAAUGUAAGAAGUGUGGUUUUGGGGACACGAUUGGACACAACGCAUUUCAGGUUUACACCAUUAGAGAUUUACGUUGCCAAGGAACGCUUGGUAUGGAAAGUGGUGCAAUCACCGAUGAGCAGAUAACUUUCUCGUCCCAAAAACACAGGGAUAACGCGAAAAUUGUAAGAUUACAUCACACAGGGAAGACUUGGAUAGCUGAUAAGAAGGAUAUUAAUCAGUGGCUUCAGCUCGAUCUCAGAGCUCAAAACACUGAAGUAACACGAGUAGCAACACAGGGAUCCCAUCAACAUAACAAAUGGGUGAAGAAGUGCAAGCUACAAUACAGCAACUAUGGAGUGAGAUUCCAAAACUACACGGAACAAGGACAAACCAUAUCAAAGGAAUUUGACGGAAACACAGACCAGAACAGUGUUGUUUAUCACGAUCUGAACCCAUCAAUCACAGCAAGGUACAUACGUUUUCUACCAGUGGAGUGGGAAGAUGAGAUAUCAAUGAGAGUGGAACUGUAUGGAUGCGUGAAAG